AUGGACGUGCCGGCCGCCGCCAACGCCUUGGGCACUCUCGGUGCACUGAUCCCCCAAGUCGUCAUCAACUACCGCCGCCACAAUGCGACCGGGCUGCAGGCCUCGAUGAUGAUGCUCUGGGCCUGGGCCGGCGUGCCGCUGGGCGUCUACAACAUCGUCGAGGACUUCAACAUCGCCUUGCAGAUCCAGCCUCAGAUCCUGACGUUCCUGAGCCUCGUGACUUGGAUUCAAUGCUACUACUACCAGAGGAACUGGUCUGUCCUCCGCUCCCUCUCUGUCGUGGCGCCCAUCGCCGCCGUCAUGGCCGGCAUCCAGGUCGCCCUCGUCAUCGGCCUGCGCGUGGUCAAGGCCCGCGGCGUCGAGUGGCCCAUGACCCUCAUGGCCGUGCUCUCCGCUGCGCUGCUGGCCGCCGGCGUGCUGCGGCACUACUGGGACAUCUACGUCCACCGCACCGUGCGCGGCAUCUCCUUCAUCUUCGUCGCCAUCGACGCCGCCGGCGACGUCUUCUCCCUCGCGUCCAUCCUGUUCCAACCCCGGGUCGACGUCUUGGGCAUCGUCAUCUACGCCACCGAGUUCGUGCUCUGGUGCGGCGUCUUCGCGUGCGGCGGGUACUACAAUCUCUUGCCGUGGAUCAGGAGGAAGUUGCUUGCCAGGGAUGACGGGGCUGCCGGCAUGGGCGGAAGGUCUAUAGACGAGGACCCGCAGAGCCCGGGCGCCGGUGAUGUUGCACAAAACGGUCUUGCUCUGCAUGACUUGCCCUCAUCGACAUCGGUCUUCCGGACGGCGUCUCGGGACGACUCGGGACUCCGGCCAAGGACCGUCGCUUCGCAGCAGAGUCAACCGAAGUGA
This is a messenger RNA of Colletotrichum higginsianum IMI 349063, 849 nucleotides long. RefSeq names its product Pq loop repeat protein. The transcript is spliced from 3 exons. Bases 1 to 849 code for a protein of 282 amino acids. Lineage: Eukaryota; Fungi; Ascomycota; Sordariomycetes; Glomerellales; Glomerellaceae. The record is from RefSeq and is a predicted model, not a curated record.